UCACCAAAAGGAUAAAAACAUUCUACAUAUCAAUCUCGUCUAUGUUCUCUUUCUCCUUCUGAGAAUUUUUCCUUUUGUCUUUUUUCCUGUUUUCUUGGAUUUGUUUUCCUAGGUAAAGAUUAUGUCUAUCUGGAAGAGAGGUCAUGAUCAAGGAACUUACUGCCAUGAAUCUGAAAACAUGUCUCGUCCACCACGACCCUGGAGGCCUAAACCUGAUCAUAACACUAAUUAUCUUCAUGGCCAUCAAUCUCGAUUUUCUGGGAGAAACUACACAACUAACUGGAGAAGAGUCGAUGGAGGAGGAAGAUAUCGACAGGAAGGGACAAGGGGAACUCAUCAUCCAAGGUUCCAUAACACGAAGCCUAAUGGCAUGAUCCUGUCCUUUGAAAAAAGGUUCUGCUGGGAAGUAGGGAGAAUGUCAUGGAAAAGGUUUGUGUAUGCCAAGAGGCACAUAUAUUUAUACGACAAGGUUAUGCAAUGGAAUGAUUCAGCGGUAAAAGAUGCUUUCUUUGAAGCAAAAGCUCGAUUUUCGGCGGAGUUGAGGGGUUGUCCUGGGCAUAUCCCUCUGCCAAGUCCGGACAUCUACAUCGACAGUGUUGACUGGAAUUCUGGAAUCGAAACUGAUGAGGAUCUUGAUGAUCCACUUUCAUCAAUCUCAGAUAUGGUGCCUGAUGAUGCCCAUGAAGCUGAUUGGGGAAAGAAAAUCUUUCCAGAGAGUUUUUACAUACCAUUGGAACAAAUCAAGGCUACAGGAUGGGAUGAGUAUUAAUUACAGGCACAAUGGUUCUUGAUGUG
This is a messenger RNA of Rubroshorea leprosula, 795 nucleotides long. The record is from the annotation of a GenBank genome assembly. NCBI's taxonomy places the organism in Eukaryota, Viridiplantae, Streptophyta, Magnoliopsida, Malvales, Dipterocarpaceae.